UCAACCGUCGCUUUCUGGCCUUUUUGCCGUUUAUUUCUGCAAGUCAUCUUUGGCUUCUCGUAUUUGAACUUGAAAGCAGAAAUGGCGGGCUGAGAGCCGGAAGCACAUUCCAAUCUCUCUCUCUCUCUCUCUCUCUCUGUGUAUCGCUCCGUGGGGACGACGACGAUGCAAGGGGAAUCGGUGCGGGCGAAGAUGGAGACCCUGCGGCUGGCGUGCGAGGCGGAGAUCUCCGCCGAGCAGCGCAAGAUCGACGCGUUCGCGGCGUCGUUCCUGGACUCGCUGCAGUCCACGAAGGCCAGAGCGCAGGAAACCGUCCAGGAUCAAGGAAGACUAUCGAAGUUGAAGAGCAGCUUGAAAGAAGAGGAGGAUGAGCUCGUCAAAGCUCUCGCAGUUAAGACUCGUACUGAGGCCAAGCGGAUGGCGAUUAUGGACUCCAUCUGUGCCGUAAAAUCUAGGCAAGAGAAUCUUAGGAGAUCCUUGCAGGACCAGAAGUCGAGGAGGGAUAAGUGCGCUGCAAUCGUAUCCCAAGAAUUGAUCGCUUUGACAGCAUUUGAAGAAAAGAAUGAACAGAAAAUGGGACAAAAGGGGGAUAUACAAGAGGCAAUUUCUUGGUACAAUAAGGUUCUUGGUUUUCAAAUUGAAGGUGGAAAUGGGGUGACCUUCAUGUUUGAUAAUAUCGACAUAAAAAGUCCACACAACGUGUACCUUUUCACCAUUCGCCAUGCAAAUGACACGUAUACAUUAUUGGAAUGCGAUCCCCCAUUGGAUGGCACGAAAGAAUUGAUCCAUGAGUUGAACAAAAGCAAUGAUCUAUACAAGUUUGUGAGGAUUAUGAGAAGGAAGUUUCAAGAAUUUGCAGCACAGGGAACCUCACCAUCAAAUACCACAGUUCAUCAAGAGUAUUCAAUAAAUUCUCUGUCUGCUCCAGUUACCUCAGUUUCAACUGAAAUUAGUGAGUCCCCAGCAAGGAAGAAAUAUUAUGAAGCUGAAUAUGGGGAAGGUGAUAGAAACAUUAAAAAAGUGAACCGCGGUACAAGCACUAGAAUAGCAACAUCUUCAGGAUCUGCAUCAUCUCUUCGCCGGUCAUCUCGAAGGUUAAGAAAUAAGGAUUGAGACAUUUUCCAAGUAAUUGUAGAUCCCUUCUUUGUCACAUCUUGUGACAUGGUCGAGUUAUCAGUGAGAGAGGUUGCCUGACAGUUGACGUGUAAGAGAAGAUUUUACAAUAUUCAUCCCAUAAUGGAGCAUCUUAUGAGGCGUACCGGGCUGUAUGAGGUCCCCAUUUUUUGGUUUGAGGUACCCAUGUAGUUGGUCUAACCCAAAAGAACAUGUCGAGGCGAUGCAUAAUCACAGAAAAAGUUGUGGGCCAGAGUGUUACAAUUGCCUUGUAUUCUCUUGGGUUACUUGCUGCAGUUUCCUGGAAUCUAGGAGUGUAAGCUUGUGUAUUUGUUGGGAAUGUGCUCUUUUUGACUAAUGUCAAGACACGAUUGUAAGCUGUUUACUGCCAAUUAUCAUGAAUUGUGCUUUGUAGUUCGUCUUAAUUAACCUUAACUUCCUUGCUAUCUCACUUUGUAUACUAACCCCCUUUGUUCA
Molecule: messenger RNA, 1590 nt
Organism: Syzygium oleosum
Lineage: Eukaryota; Viridiplantae; Streptophyta; Magnoliopsida; Myrtales; Myrtaceae
Product: kinetochore protein SPC25 homolog
Exons: 8
Coding region: 166-1113 (315 amino acids)
Biological process (GO): chromosome segregation
Cellular component (GO): Ndc80 complex
Source: RefSeq, a predicted model, not a curated record